Messenger RNA from Dentiscutata erythropus, 1302 nucleotides. The record is from the annotation of a GenBank genome assembly. NCBI's taxonomy places the organism in Eukaryota, Fungi, Glomeromycota, Glomeromycetes, Diversisporales, Gigasporaceae.
AUGAAAUUAGGUUUUCUUUUUAUCAUAUCCGUAAUUACUAUUAAUAGCAUAUGUGCAUACCCCAAUAAGCAAUUGCCUACUAUUAAUCUGGUAAAAAGAGUGAGUGUUGCGACUAACUACACUAAUGCAAUAGUGAAAGCAGUUCGUAUGAGGCAAGCAGCCAUAAAUAAAUACUCUAACUACCCAGAACUUAAUUUAACAUCCAUUUCUAAUGAAAUAUCUUCCGUAACGGCUUCUGCCAAUAAAACAUUAUCUGAUAUAGCUUCAAAUAUCAAUGGAACAAUUUCUGACAAUAUUCUUUCAAAAUCUACGAAAGGCAAAUGUACCUUUAAUAUAAAAAAUAUUCAGCAAGAUGAAGCAUAUUAUGCGGAAAUCAUCAUUGGAAAUCAAAAAUUUAGUUGUCUUCUAGAUACCGGAUCUUCAAAUCUCUGGAUUCCAAAUAAGAAUUGUACUUCCGCUUCUUGUCAAAAUCAUAAUAGUUUUGAGUCAAGUAAAUCACCAACUUUUAAAUCCGAAGGUAAUCCAUGGUCUAUCUUAUAUGGUAGUGGCUCUGCCUCUGGUGUUACCGGAAAAGAUAAUAUUAAAAUUGGACAAGUAACUGCCGAAGACCAAAUUUUUGGUCUUGCAGAUCUCGUAUCUGAUGUUUUUCUACCACUUGAAUCUGAUGGAAAUUGUGGAAUGGCCUUUGACAGUUUGAAUACUAUGGAUAGUGGUGCUCCAACAUUAGUCUCUACUUUAAUUAAUCAAAAUAAAAUUAAUCCACUUUUUAGCUUUCAUUGCUCACAUUAUUUAGAUUUCGACGAUCAAGGAACACUUACUUUGGGAGGUGUUGAUGAAAGUAAAUUUACUGGAGAAAUUACAUAUAGCCCAGUAAUUCCCGGUACUGGGUUUUGGUCAAUACCACUAAUUGAUGCAUUAGUUAAUGGCGAACCAACGUUGAAUUUAGCAAGGCCUGCAAUUAUUGACACUGGCACUACACUUCUUAUGAUACCUCCAGAUGAUGCAGCAGCAAUUCAUAAACAAAUUCCAGGAUCCGAAUAUGAUAGUCAAGAUAGUAUCUAUAUUAUCCCAUGUAACACCACUGCUGUAGUUUCUCUUAAUUUUGGAGGUGUUGAAUAUAAUAUUCCACCCAGAGAUUUAAUUUUUUCACCAAUAUCUGGUACACAAUGCGUAUCAUCCAUUAUACCUGCAUAUAUUCUCGAGCCUCUUCCCAUUUGGCUCUGCGGUCAAACAUUCUUAAAAAAUGUAUAUUCUGUAUUCGAUGUGGGAAACAAACAAGUUGGAUUCGCACAUAGUAAAUAA